AUGUUCCUCAUUGUUCGCCUCGAUAACCCGGCCGUUGUCUCUAGAGAAUCUACGUCAACGCCCAAGCCAGUCUGGGAGGAUUCAGAUGGCACGCGAUUGACUCUGAAAAAGGUGUGGGCUGACGCCAAUGGCAAAGAGAUUGAUGACGAAGAGUACGAAGCACGGAAACGCCGAAUGAAGGAGAGACAAGACGCUGCCAAAGAUGCGCCAAAGUCAUCUUGCUGUUCAGGGAAAGCGCCGAAAGAAGAACCCGAUUCUCCCAAGGGUGGAUGUCGACAUCGUCAAAAUGUCGCCGCAAUCCAGCCUCAUCCUGGCCCUUCAAUACCAGAUUCUGGACCGCCAUUGCAUCCUCCGACGACGGUCUCUGAACCAUGGAUGUCAAGUUGUUCUUGUGGCUCCGGCUGUUCCUGUCUUUACUGUCCAGACCAUCCGAACAACGCAACCUCAAUCAACCAUGCUCAGCAACAGGUCAAGAACCUUGCCGAACAGGCGUAUAUUGGAGGUCACGCCCUAACACCGGUGCCUUCCAACUCUGAGAACACGUCCAGGUCAUGCAUGGGCGGUCAACCAUCGUUCUUCCUCUCGAGCACCCCUGAUGUCUCACAGCACCAGCUUCAACAGUUCUUCUCUGAUACCCUGAACCCGAAUGCUAUCUACCUAGCAUAUCCUAUUCAACAACAUUCUUGGACGAAUCGGCCCCAAAGUUCCCACUGUUCCCGGGUACAUUCACCGCCCGACGUGAUGACAAUGUCCCCCGACACUUCAGACGUGUUCGCCGAUCCCCUUAGCGACAUGUCAACACCCUUGCAUGCAGCGACUGAUGUGAGCGGCACGUGGGAUUUCUCUGGUAAUCAACUGGGAGGGAGCUCCUUCAGCUGGACUGGGUUGGACGCGUCUUACGGGACUGACUACAAUAUUGGCCAGGCUACUGUCGCCUCGAUCUCCAACAACGCGGCUCCUCAGAUGCUGCCAGCGCCUAAUUCAAUGCAGACACCGGCGCUUGGCAUCAACCUGGACGCGGUGACAAAUCCUUCCUUACCGAUACAUUUCACGGAUACCUUGCCUCAGCUUGACGAAAACCCCUUCGUCGACUUCGACGAGCCGAUUCCUGCAGAUCAGGCCAACGGAAACACUUCCUUGGCAACUUUUUUCAACCACGAAACACUACCUACGUUCAACGUGCAACCCAUACAAAGGGGUUGUUGCUCAGCGCCUUUCGUCGACCUCGACUAUUCCCCUGACUCCGAGUUCAACAUAAAUGGAAUAUCGAGGACGAAGUCACCCAUUGUGAGUCGCGUUUAA
This is a messenger RNA of Cladophialophora yegresii CBS 114405, 1302 nucleotides long. RefSeq lists its product as uncharacterized. Lineage: Eukaryota; Fungi; Ascomycota; Eurotiomycetes; Chaetothyriales; Herpotrichiellaceae. The transcript has a single exon. The record is from RefSeq and is a predicted model, not a curated record. The coding region runs from base 1 to 1302 and encodes 433 amino acids.